UGAGGAGCCGGCGAGCAGUCAAAACUGACAAUUGACAGGUGUGAAAAUGUCAAGCAGAUGUGCGCUGAAGGCCGUCCUGGUGGACCUGAGUGGAACUCUGCACGUGGAGGACGCGGCGGUCCCCGGGGCGCAGGACGCCCUCCACAGGUUACGGCAGGCGUCGGUCGACGUGAAGUUUGUGACCAACACCACCAAAGAGAGCAAGAGGAACCUGCUGGAAAGACUGCGAGGACUCAACUUUGACCUCCAGGAAAAGGAGAUCUUCACGUCUCUGAGUGCCGCCAGGAGUCUCCUGGAGAAGACCAGGCUCAGACCCUUGCUGCUGGUGGAGGACGGCGCCCUGGAGGACUUUGCAGGUAUCGACACAUCGGAACCAAACGCUGUUGUGGUAGGACUGGCUCCUGAACACUUCAACUACCAGACUAUGAACAAGGCCUUCAGACUGCUUCUGGGUGGCGCUCCUCUCAUCGCCAUCCAUAAGGCUCGUUACUACAAAAGGAAGGAUGGUUUGGCCCUGGGCCCUGGACCCUUCGUCACCGGACUGGAGUACGCCACGGACUGUCAAGCCACCGUCGUGGGCAAGCCUGAGAAGACUUUCUUCACACAGGCUCUUGCUGAUUUGGGAUGUAGCCCCGAUGAAGUCGUCAUGAUAGGAGAUGAUGCCAGGGAUGAUGUGGGCGGAGCUCAGAGCGCAGGAAUGUUGGGCAUUUUGGUCCGAACUGGUAAAUACAGACCAGGAGACGAGAAUAAAGUCAACCCUGCACCUCACCUCACGUGUGACACUUUCCCAGACGCUGUUGAUCACAUCCUUCACAACUUACUCUAAUUCAGUGUUUUGCAACCUUUUUGGAGCCAAGGCACAUUUUUUGCCUUGA
This is a messenger RNA of Nerophis lumbriciformis (worm pipefish), 875 nucleotides long. Lineage: Eukaryota; Metazoa; Chordata; Actinopteri; Syngnathiformes; Syngnathidae. The record is from RefSeq and is a predicted model, not a curated record.